GCUCGCACAAUUCACCCUCGCCCCACCGCACAUCCGCACGUCCUCACUAUACCAGCGGUGAAACACGGAGGCGCGACUUCAAGAGCAGUUGAGCAGCUGAGCAGGGGCCCGCCAUGGAAGGAGCAAAAAGAUUCACGCCACGGAUGUCCACAAGGGAGACAGGCGGAACGGAUAGGAAGAGGAGGGGAAGGGGGGCAGGGAACGAGAGGCGGAGGGAACGAGGACAAGGGGACGAAGGGGGCUGGGCGGCCGAGCUGCCAGAGAGCCGCCAGUCCGCCGUCGGCCGUGCCGUGCGGUGGGGCCUCGAGACGAAGCUGCGCGCACCAUAUUCGGCGCUCUGCUCCGCCUGCUUUUCUGGCCCGUCGGGCAGGAUUGCAGCAGAAUCGGACAGAAGGUCUGCAGCCGACCAGCACAAAUAUAACACGAAAGCGCGCGCCCGCCAAGGCGAUAUAAAAAAAACAAGGCUCAGCCUGCAAAGGACCCUCGCCACCUCCCUCUACGAAGUCGCGCCGGGCACGAUGCCGAAGGCGUGGUGCGGCGCAGCGAGGCCACCACCAGUGCCUUGGAGCAUGCUGGAGCUCGCUGUCGUGGAUGCCGUGUGAAGGUCCGAGAAUGAAGCGGCGGUCAUCGCGCGACGCGCCGCGCCUUGACGCAAACCCCCGCCGGACCCGGCGGGCCGCCCGCUCUUGUCGCGCGACGGCCUGGCCUCCCUGUCCUUUUUGGACAGCGAGCCUGUCUCCAGCAAGAGCCGCAGAGUGACGAACC
Prorocentrum cordatum is the source of this 765-nucleotide messenger RNA. The record is from the annotation of a GenBank genome assembly. Lineage: Eukaryota; Dinophyceae; Prorocentrales; Prorocentraceae.